Molecule: messenger RNA, 4309 nt
Organism: Mastomys coucha (southern multimammate mouse)
Lineage: Eukaryota; Metazoa; Chordata; Mammalia; Rodentia; Muridae
Gene: Scn2b
Product: sodium voltage-gated channel beta subunit 2
Exons: 4
Coding region: 199-846 (215 amino acids)
Biological process (GO): regulation of sodium ion transmembrane transporter activity; cardiac muscle cell action potential involved in contraction; membrane depolarization during cardiac muscle cell action potential
Cellular component (GO): membrane; voltage-gated sodium channel complex
Molecular function (GO): sodium channel regulator activity
Source: RefSeq, a predicted model, not a curated record
CCCCCUCUCUUUUUAGCAGCCACAUACAAGUCGGCCAUAUUAGAGAGAUGGAAAUAAAGCUUCCUUAAUGUUGCAUAUGUCUUUGAAGUACAUCCGUGCAUUUUCUUUUUUAGCAUCUAACCAUUCCUCCCUUGUCGUCCUUGGUCCCUCAAUCACCCUUUCCCACAGCCCACCUGCCUAACAUCACAGUCUCUGAAAAUGCACAGGGAUGCCUGGCUACCUCGCCCUGCCUUCAGUCUCACGGGGCUCAGUCUGUUUUUCUCUUUGGUGCCCCCGGGGCGGAGCAUGGAAGUCACAGUGCCCACCACUCUUAGUGUCCUCAAUGGGUCCGAUACCCGCCUGCCCUGUACCUUCAACUCCUGCUACACCGUGAACCACAAGCAGUUCUCUCUAAACUGGACUUACCAGGAAUGUAGCAAUUGCUCAGAGGAGAUGUUCCUCCAAUUCCGAAUGAAGAUCAUUAACCUGAAACUGGAGCGGUUUGGAGACCGUGUGGAAUUCUCGGGGAACCCCAGUAAGUACGAUGUGUCGGUGACUCUAAAGAACGUGCAGUUAGAAGAUGAAGGCAUUUACAAUUGCUACAUCACCAACCCUCCGGACCGCCACCGUGGCCACGGCAAGAUCUACCUGCAGGUCCUUCUAGAAGUGCCCCCAGAGCGGGACUCCACGGUGGCAGUCAUCGUGGGUGCCUCAGUGGGGGGGUUCCUGGCUGUGGUCAUCUUGGUGCUGAUGGUGGUCAAAUGUGUGAGGAGGAAAAAGGAGCAGAAGCUGAGCACGGAUGACCUGAAGACUGAAGAGGAAGGCAAGACGGAUGGCGAGGGCAACGCGGAAGACGGCGCCAAGUAACCGGAAGCCCGCCCUGAAGCCCCUCCCUGUGCCCUGUCUCCUCUCACUCUCCGCCCUGUACAGUGUGACCCUGCCUGCUCUCUCCCUUGGUGUGCUUCUCUUUAAGAGGACCCCAGGAUCGACCUGGGGCCUCACUUCCCAUGCCCCCACCCCAUACCAAGGGUGACCGCCCUCCCUUUCAUCUGAAAACUGCCUUGGUAUCUGAGAUACGGGAGUCCCAGGGAGAACAGAGAAGGGCUCUAGCCUGUCAGUCUUUGAGGAGGAAAGACAUGGGUGUGGUCCCAAAGACAGGAUGGGGGAGAGAGGGCAGCGGGAGAAGAGGUCGGAUGCCCAUCUUGUCUAGGGUUUGGUCUGGUGGCGGUUUAAACUGUGGGAGUAGCAGUGUGUGUGGUGAGGGGUUCUGUGCUGACCAGAGGCACCCUGGGGAUGACUCGUGAGGAUGGCUUUGCUGUAUUCCUCUGGCUACUUCUAGCCCGGAACAGCCAUCAGUUGGAGAUGAAGGUGGGGUCCUACCAUUUGUGAAAUCAUUACUUAAAGGGAUGACUGUGCGUUCUCAGGGCACUCAAGGAAAGAUAGAGCUGAGACAGUUCUGGACACGAGCCUUGUUCUUGGCCUCGUUUCUAUCACUAGACACUCCCAGAGAGGCUCUGGCUUACUGUUGCCUACUGCUCCUUUGGGGAUGCCAGCAUCAAGUAGGAUCAUAUCCUACCCUAGGGCUGCCUCUUAAGAGACCCGUGAGGGAUUGAGGGGUGCCGGCUGCACUGCAUACAUGUCUGCCUUCUCAAACAAGAUCGUCACCUUGGCCUCAGCCAGCAGCCUCACACCUGUGGUGUGUUUUGGGGGCGGGGCGGGGCUUGUGUAUAGGGGCGACUUCCUGCAGGGCUUUAGUUUGGGGGUUUCUAGUUGCCCUUGGCAGGGUUUGCUGCCUGGCUUUUGGCAAGAUGGAAGAGAAGGCUGGAACGCAUGAAACAUGAGAGCAUGCUGAAGGAGCCUCUGAACCCUGCCCCCCCCCCCAUCCCCGCCCUAGGACUCCCUUUGUAGGGGAGAAAGUCGCUCCUGUGAGAAGCCAACAUUCACUGCCGUUUUACUAUCAUCAUAAGGGACUUAAGUCCAGAGACAUUUUACCAUCAUUAUAAGAAACUUGUUAUAAGUCCAGAGAUGGGAGAAAGGCAGGGCAGAAACGGCUAGUCGGAGAGCAUCGUUUUGGGACAUACUCAGAGAACUGGCACAGAGCCUCCUGCAGCUAGGGAGACUGAAGUGCCAAGUGACCGACAGAAGCUGAAAGCAUUAUGCCUGUUCUGGUUCCUUGGUCCCCAAUUAGAAUAAAUAGAGCUUCCUGGUGGGAGAACCUCAAGCCUAGAAGGUGUUUGUGCAUGAUAGUUGGUGAGGUUCAUCUAGUCCUGCUCCCCUUCCAGGAACUCAGCCCCCACAAGCUCAGGGAGUUAGCUGUUCAGGGUAGGAAAAGAGUGUGGUAGAGACAGGACCAAGACAGUCUCAGGGACCAAUACUUGCCUCUGCUUAUCAGAUAGCCACUCAAAGAGACAAUGGUAGCCAACGGAAGGUUCAGCUUAAAUUACCACAGCAAUUUACUGAGUUUAUGCUGUACUUGGUGUCAGGGGUGCAUACCAAGCCAUAACAGAGUCAGGGACUGCCAAACUUGCACCAUAGGACCAAGAUUAAUUUUUCUGGGGGUGCAUCUACUUCCACCUCCAUAGCCACUGCUUCUACAAGAGAGUCAGAAGGAUGAGACUCUUGAAUCUGGGGUUUGAGAAGAAUAAGGAUACAAGGGAAGGGGAAGGUACUGUUGGGAAGGGUGCAGGGGUCAGGUAGGUUGAGCAAGGAGUAGGGGAUGGGUAACCAGCCAGAGAACUCCUGGGUAAGGGGAAUCUAACCCUUCUGGAAGUUCAAAUCUCUUUGGCUCAGUACCUAACUGCCAAACAACACACUGCCAAUGAGAGUGGGCAAAACCACCAGGAUGCCUGGAGCAAGCAGGUGGAUACUGCCCAUCCUUAAAGCAAGCCAACUAGGAGUAGAGAGACGAGUCAUGGGCUCCAAGCCAGCUGAAACCAAGGGUGGUGGUGUAUAGUUCUGCAGCUUGCAGUGACCAGUUUUCAUCAACUGGCACGUGCCCUCUUCUUUCACAGUGCACAGACAAGGGACUUGGCUUUUGUGAAGUCUCCUAACGUUUGGGGGUUGGAGUGGCUACGUGUGAGAUCCCCCCCCAUAAGGUUGUACUAAUAAGCUGCCUCUUAAAGAAGUAAAGUUUCUUGGGGUCUUUUCUUUUCUGCCCUGACGGAAUGGGGUCCAGGGAAAGUAAUGCCUGUCUCUGGAUCUCACGGGCUGAGUCAGGAGCCAUUUCUGCCCCAGGUACUUGCCCUCAUGAGCACUUUCUUUUGAAGCCAUUUAGACCCUCCUCCAGGGUCUCUGGGCUUGAGGUUUGGAACAAAACUUGGCUUCUGUGAGGUGGGGUGGGGAACUGUGAGAUGUUCCAACAGGAGCUGUUGCUCAAGCUUGCUUCUUAGCUUAUGCCAGCAAACUGCUCUCUUGCUGCAGUGUGGGCUCCGGGCUCUGCUCCUGGCUGAAUGCUCCCACUGCUGUGCUCUCAGUCUCUCCUGCUCUCCCAGAACCCCCUCCUCACAUCCCGUCUGCCUCUGCCUCCUAAUUAAGGGCCACUGCAAAGAAAGACUGGCUGGCUAACCUGUGGGAUUCAGCUCAUCAGAACAAAGCACAAUAUUUCAGGACUGAAAAUGCCUUGUGGUGCCUUGGAACUGGCUUUGGAAAUAGCUGUCUGCCCCUCCAGCCACGGACUCAUCAGCUAGUCCCACUUUACCAAGUGGGAAAAGCCGAUUUGGUCCACAUUUCCCUGUGAGUCUCCUUGGGAAAGUUGGGCUGCUACAUACCUACAAGAUCAGGUUAAGCAGGUAGAUGGGUGGAACUACCAAUCAGGUCCAAAGAAGUUAGUCCCAGGCCACAGGAAUGGCUUGGUGCAGUUGGAACGGGUGACAAAUUAAGAAAACUUUUUUUCCUACAUAUGUCUUAAGAAUAGACAGCCUUGCUGUGCCUCUUGCUAAUGUCUUCCUUUAUUGAAGCUUGCUGAUGCGAUUGUACACUAGCCUUUCUCUAUAGGUAGAGAUAUAUUAUAUAUACAAAUAAAACAUCUCACUAUGCCCACCCCAAAAGUUAUACUGUUUGGGGGAGGGGAGGGUGUAAUCACUUCUCAGUGUUUCCUAGUACCAAAGGUUCAUUAUGGAAUGUUCUUUAUGCUUUUUAGGGGAGAACCCAGCCACAUAGCAAGUGCUUAUGCGGGCCUAGGUUCUACCUCCUGUUUGUUGGUUAGGAGGGGAUAGAAGCUUAAGCAAAUGGCUUUCUGUGACCUGACUGCUGGGAGCAGGCCGGACUUCUUUAGCAGUUUGUCGGAUUGCUUGGAUCUAUUGGCUGCAAUAAACACACUGUCUCCCCAGAA